CCCCACCCUUUCCAAAAAUUAAAAAACCAAACAACGAUAAAAAAGAUGGAGAAUGGCUCCGCAAGCAUGAGGAGCGAGAUCGUCAAGAAAAGAAGCAGGAGCUGAGUUCCAACUGAUGAAAUUGAAGGUUUUACUGCUUUAUCUGCGACAGCUUUGAGAGUGCGAGAGCUCACCACGUUUCGAAUUUCGAUAUUUUGAGCUCGAUUCAACACACCAUUCCCAAUUUCAAAACAUGGGUGCUUCAGAGUCUACUCUACAAGCACCGGGUGACAAAAUCACCACCGUAACUGAGCGAUCCGCAGCCUCUGACCCCAUCUUGGACAAGCUCAAAUCCCUCAAACUGACAUCGCCCAUUCUAACGUCUCCCCCAACAGAGGGUACCUUGACUGAGAUCUUGGUGAGAAGGCCUUCCUCCUCAGUUCCAGCUAUAGUGAAUCCAAAGGUUAUACUGGAGCUCUUCUCAAUCUAUCGUGAGUGGCAAGAGGAAAAGGCUGAAAAAAUCAGCAAAAGACAGGAGGAGAUAGAAAACAAAAUAGAAGUCGCAGAUGCUCUGGCAAUCAAACUUCUUCAGAGAUAUAACUACUCCAUGUCCACAAUGAGGACUACUUCACAGCAUCUAUCGGGAGUUCAUUCACUUCAGGUGGAAAUUGGUGAGCUCAAAGGAAGGUUGACUGAAGUUAUCAAUAACUGCGACGCAUUGUGCAAGAGGAUUGCAGCAGAGGGCCCAGAAUCUCUCCGAUCUUCUGUCAAGCCCUUCGCAUUUUCUACAGUUGACAAAGAUAAAAACUUAGCCUCACCCUCUAGUUUGCCAACAGUUUCAGAAACAAAUUCACCUUCUACUGAUGCAUAGUUAGAUCAACAGGUUUGGUUCUUGUCCAUAUAUUCAGAGGGCUCCAUGCUUGUUAUUGAAUCUGAGGUAGUUUGGAACUUGAAGGGAUCACAUUCACAUGGUCGUCUAUUAAUAUUGUGUAUAGAGGUUUUCAUUUAAUUGAGAUCUAAUACGUGGCAACCUUUGGAGCUUUCCAGCGAUGUUACAAUGCUUCAACAAAGGGAGAUUUGUUCCCUAUCACUGACAUGACAUGUGCAGUCUUUUUUUCGGAGGAAAAAAGAGGAGAAAAAAUAAAGAGAAGAGGGGGGGGGGGGGGGGGGGGGUGUUGAGGUGUUGGUUUCGAUUGCUAAAUUGAGACUGUGUUGAUUCAAACAAUGAGACGUGAUAUCAACGUUUUCGUCCAUUGGCUAGGGAUUUAAAAUAUCGUUUUUGACAUCAACUGUUUUAAGAUGCUUGUUAGUUUUUUUUUAUAAGUAAUUUUACACAAAAUUCAUGUAUUCUUAUGCACUCAUUACAGAGAAAACAGAGAAAAAGAAAACCUUAAAA
Arachis stenosperma is the source of this 1375-nucleotide messenger RNA. RefSeq lists its product as uncharacterized. Bases 233 to 850 code for a protein of 205 amino acids. The transcript is spliced from 6 exons. The record is from RefSeq and is a predicted model, not a curated record. Lineage: Eukaryota; Viridiplantae; Streptophyta; Magnoliopsida; Fabales; Fabaceae.